AACUUUCGUUAUCACGUCCAAAACUUGAUCCUAUAAUGCGUGUUUGGCUGGAAAGGGGUAGUGUCGUGCGAGCCCUGAUUGUAUGGCAACAAACGCUCUUGGCUCCACUCAACGAAGUAUAUUGUGUUAUUGCCUGCCAAGGUACUAAAAAGGAGCGAGUGGCAAACUCCCCCUGAGAGGUCGUGUGUGCUGCUAGUGUCAAACAUUCUGGGACCGGCCCCUUUUCGUGAACUGAAUCUCCCACCUCCCCUUCCUUCCUUCCCCCGCCCCUAAACCAUGAUGAUCCAACGACCCACUUUGUGGCCACGAAGUGAAGAGUGCGCUCUAAUUCGAUAGAUGGAUGGAUGUGAUUCAGCCUCUUUGGGUCUUGACGUCUUGACGGCCCACUGACCCAUUGGCGUAAGUGCGUCCAUCGCCCUCGAGACACCCCUUUUAAAGACCAUUCACAGACCGGCCCAGCUCGGUUCACGCUCCUGCGCUGACCCAGGUCAAGGCCGCCGAAGUGAGGCGGGUGCGCUAGGGUCAGCCUCGUUGAGGGCGAGGGACCGCGGGUCUGGACUUCGAAUCCGGGUACGCAAUUAGCCCGGACAACAACAACAACAGCAACAACAACCCAGCGCGUGUACCCACUAGCAUGAAUGUUGUGCCUGGCGGUCCAGGAUCAUCUGGGGGAAGCUCCACCAGUUCCAGGUCCAGUCGUCACAAGAGCCCCUCGUCAUCGGGAUCUCAAUCCCAGCCUCAUCGGCAACAUCAUCACCAUCAUCAUCAUCAUCGGCAGCACCGUCAUCACACCAGUCAUCAACACCGGGUUUAUCACAACGUCGAGCACGCCAACGAAAUGAUCGUGAUUGAUUAUGCGGAUGGGAAUGUGUCUUCCAGUCAGAGACAUGUUGCUGCAGGCAGUGGAGGGGGUUCUAUGGGACCCCCUCCUUUGCCACCCCCAAACAGUAAUCAUGCACCCCCGUUGCCUCCCAUCAAAAGGCAACCCAUCAACCUUCAUGACCUUCAGUCAAGCCUGAGUAGUGGCGGCAAUGGUAUGAAUAAUGUGGAGGUGAAUCUGGCCCGAUAUGCCAACCAAUACCAACACUACUACCAUGCUCACCAUUCACACAACCAUGGCCCUGAAACAGUUGUGGAUGGGACUGUUAUUCAUCCACGCCAUGCAUCAUCAGCUCGUCAGUAUGCUCUUCCUGGUGAUACCCAUAAUGCCUACUACCAUACCCAUCAUCAUCCCCAUGGAGGACAUCCUCCUCAUGGUCAAAUGUACAAGCCUGCCAAUCGAAGCAGUCACAGCAGUGAUACAAGCUCAGCCUACUCCGGAUCAGACACAAUGCAGUCAAUACACAGCAGUCUGGAAAAUGAGGCCGUGGUGGAUCUGUCAGGAUUGCAUGAAUCAGUGGUGGAUUCCGAUGAAGAAGAACUGGCUGAUGGAAUGGGGCAAAUGGUCAUCCGGGAUUUGGUGCGCGAAUGCUUGGAGAAGGACCCUGCUGAUAGGAAUGCCAAAGACAUUGAGGUUCUCUUGGAGUUCUCCAAGACCUUGGAAGCUUUCAACAAUAUGACUCUUGCCACAAGGAGAGCCCUCUGCUCAGUGAUGGUAUUUGCUGUAGUGGAGAAGGCCGGGACCGUGGUCAUGAAUCACGAGGAGGAACUGGACUCUUGGUCAGUCAUCAUCAACGGUGAGGUCCGCAUCGACGACCCUAACCCCGGCAGUAACAACAACCACGCCCUCAACAAUCAAACCACAAGUACCUUCCCUAACCUGAACCAAUCCCAGACAAACAACACUAACAAUAACAACAACAAUCAACACCACCCGAAUGUGACCCGAUCAUCGCGGUCCAACAACCAUGGGAAAUACCUCAAAAUCGGCGAUAGCUUCGGCAUCACCGCCACCAUGGACAAGCUCUACCAUCAAGGCGUCAUGAAAACCUGCAUGGAUGAUUGUCAGUUCGUGUGCAUUACUCAGAAUGAUUACUACAAGAUCCUCAAGGAAGAGGCUACCAAUCAGAGGAGAUACGAAGAAAAUGGCCAGAUCGUCCUGGUCACCGACCCGGAUCCCAACGAAAAACUGAGCCACAAGGUCAUUCGUGGAACGCCGGAUAGGUUGUUACUGCAACUGAUCGAUGAGAACUCCUCGGCGAAUGAGUCCACUUAUGUUGAGGACUUUCUUCUCACCCAUCGAACGUUUUUAAAUUCCUCCAUGGAGGUGGCCCACAAGUUAUUGGAGUGGUUCAAUGAAGGCACUCUCUGUGACAGGGUGACACGGGUUCUCCUAUUAUGGGUGCACAAUCACUUCACGGACUUUGAGACAGAUCCACAAAUGAUGGAGUUCCUGGAGAAGUUUGAGGUGGCCUUGGAGUCGCGCAAGAAAAUGAAUGGACAGCUCCGAUUGCUGAACUUUGCUUGUGCAGAGAAGGCUCGGAAACGAAUCAUAACCUUGAGGAGGUCUUCGCGAGAAGAGCCUCUGCAAUUCUCGCUGAUGGGCGGUUAUGAGCGAGGAUUCGGCAUCUUUGUGGAACGGGUGGAAAAGAACUCAAAGGCGUCGGAAAUUGGCCUCAAGCGAGGAGACCAGAUCCUGGAUGUGAAUAGAAAGAGCUUUGAGAACAACAUGAGUCUGCCCAGAGCUCUGACCUUCCUCAAGGAGAGCACACAUUUAGAGUUGACGGUGAAGUCCAAUCUUCUAGUGUUCAAAGAGCUGCUUCAAACUCCCGAGAACUCCCCGAGAUCGCGCUUGAGAAAGGCUUCCGAUCAAACCGGAGGACGCUCCAAUUCGGAAUACACGGUGAACUCCAAAUCCAAACGAGCCCACGAUGAUUCGUCUGGGUCGCUCAAGUCCAAUAGUUCGUCCAGUUCGUUACCCAUCAACGCCAUGAGAGGCAGAGAUCGAGUUAAAGCGAUGUUGAAGAGCCUGAUCAAGCCCAAGAUGGGGUUUCCUGGUGCACUGUACCCCGAAUCGGAUGUAGCCAACUUGGGCAUUGUCUCGGAUCACAGUAAUGAUUCUUGGGAUUUCACCAGCGACUUGCCCGACCAUUCCUUGAAGAUUUACCGAGCUGACCAGCACUUUCGUUACCUCUUGGUUCAUAAAAAUACCAGCGCCAGAGAGGUUGUUAUGCUCGCCUUGCAAGAAUUCGGGAUCUCGGACUGCAGUUCGAACUUCACCUUGUGCGAAGUCACUGUUGAGGGGAAUCUGGUCCGUCAGAAGCGGUUGCCAGACGAGCAAACCAACCUGGCCGAGCGCAUUGGAUUGGCCUCGAGGUACUACAUCAAGAACAUUCUGUCAUCGGAGCAACUCAUCCCGGAGGACGCCAAAGCCGAGUUGAACAAGGAGGCCCAAGUGAAUCUCCUCCAACUGAAUGCAAUCGAAGCCGCCAUGCAACUUAUGGUGGAGGACUUUACCAUCUUCCGAUCUAUCGAAUCCACAGAGCAUGUUGACAAGCUUUUCGAGCUGGAGUCCAAGUUUGGCACGCCUAAUUUGGACCGUUUCGGGGAUCUGGUCAACCGCGAGAUGAUGUGGGUCAUCACGGAGAUCGUGUCCGAGUCCAACGUGAACCGACGAGUCAAGAUCAUCAAGCAGUUCAUCAAAGUGGCGCACAAUUGCUUCAAGGAGACCCAGAACUACAACUCCAUGUUCGCCAUAACGUCCGGGUUGGACCACGGCGCCGUCAAGCGUCUUAAAUCCACGUGGGAAAAGGUGCCGAGCAAGUAUCUGAAACUCUUGGAGGAGAUGCGUAUGGUCAUGGAGCCUUCCAUGAAUUUCCGCCGUUACCGCAAUCUCGUCAACAGCUCCAAGCCGCCGAUCAUUCCCAUCUACCCUAUGGUGAGCAAGGAUCUGACGUUCCUCCACUUGGGCAACGAAACUCACAUUGACGGACUGAUCAACUUCGAGAAGCUCCGCAUGAUUGCUGAGAAGAUCAGGGACUUGUCCAAUAUGUGCUCCACGCCUUUGGAUGUGACCUCCAUGCUGGACAAGCAAGGUUCCCAAUUGGGCACGGCCCUCGGGAACAUGGUGCCCGCCCAGGGGGGUGCCACCAUCAAACGGGGCACGCGGGGCAAGAGCAAGGAGGCCUUGAAUGCCAAGAAGAUGUAUGAAGAGGCGCAGAUGGUGCGCCGGGUCAAAGCUUACUUGACGAAAAUGCCUGUGAUAAGGGACGAGGAGCGUUUGCACCAAUUGUCAGUGGAGGUCGAGCCUCCUCCGUCCAACCCCCAUCCCGCUCUGACCGUCCCGUCGUCUUCUGCCGUGAGUGGCGGGUCCAUCAAGGCACUCUCCGCGCAGAACUCAACGGCGUCCAUCAACUCUAUGGGGAAACACGUGCUUGAACACCGCUUCUUUUCUCCCCACGUCCCCCGUUGUAGGCACAGACAGUCCUCAGGCCGUGAGGAAGUUGAUGGCUUUGAGCGACCCUUCCAAGACCGGAGACACCAGCCCAAGCACUCGGUGUCCAGUCUCCAGUCCCUGGGAUCCCCCGGGAACUCCCACACCUCGCUCCGGAAAGCGGGUGCGGCUCGAGCGCACGAAAGGUUCGGCUCGGGGCGAUCCCACGGGCUCCACCAAGCUCAGCCUCACCGCGGAAGAUAGCUCGGUCACGAGCUUGCCCGCACUGCGGAAAGCCGCCAAUAGCGUGGCUUCAAUGGGACCCUCUGAACGACGAACCCAUGGGAAUCUGCGCAUUGGUCCGCACUCGAUCCCGAGGGCGCGCGUUGGCGCACCUUGUCGCGGGAGCGGAAAGCCAAGCCCAAACCUCAAGAUACUGAUGACGACGAUGACAUUGAUACUCAAGUUUCCGCAGUUUGAACCACCAGCCAGCCAUUCCUCUGCAUCCACUUCAUCCUUCUUCCUUUUUGUAUUGAUGUAUUUGCUACCAAACCAAUCAACCAAUCAACCGACAGACGCAACUCUAUUAUUACCUUGAACAACUUCAUGUGAUAGAACAUUUGUCGUUACAAGUAGUAACAGUAACAGAAAGAUUGAUGGCCCUUUUCAUACGCCUCAACAAUAAUGCAUUCUGAAUUACGAGCACGUCAACUCUUACACUCACACUUUCAGUAUGUCUACAACUACAGCUACAAAAAAUACAUAUUAUAAAUACAUUCAUACAUAUAUAAAUCAUAAAUAUUUACCAUCAAACGGCAAGAAAUCAAACCUCGUUGCGUUUCCAAUAUAAAAGAAAAACACCCCAACGUCCACCCCCUUCGUAGUCCCUCGGGACUUAGCACUUACCAUAUCUAGUAGCAUCUAUUUUUUCAAACACAAAUCCCCCUUUCUUUUCUUCAUUACCGUUGUUGAUGUUGCUGCUAUUAUCAUUAUUAUUACUACUACUACUACCACAACUACAACUACUAUUAUUACCCUCAAACUAUGACGGAAUGACCACCUGAAGAAUCUCUCAAAAACAAAUGUAAAACGUGUUAUUUCAACUUUUCUAACUUAGAGUGCCAUCCAGAUGAAUUAUCAAAUACACAUCUUCCUAUAUUGCGUAA
Messenger RNA from Tigriopus californicus, 5478 nucleotides. Its product is annotated as rap guanine nucleotide exchange factor 2-like. Gene Ontology annotation, cellular component: apical plasma membrane; plasma membrane. Gene Ontology annotation, biological process: Ras protein signal transduction; positive regulation of GTPase activity. NCBI's taxonomy places the organism in Eukaryota, Metazoa, Arthropoda, Copepoda, Harpacticoida, Harpacticidae. Gene Ontology annotation, molecular function: guanyl-nucleotide exchange factor activity; protein binding. The record is from RefSeq and is a predicted model, not a curated record.